CCCCCGCGCGCCGCCAUGGACGCCGCGCCCGCGCUCCUGAGGGCCCCACCGGCCGAGGUGCUGGACGACGUGCUGCGGGAGCAGUUCGGGCCGUUGCCCCAGUUGGCCGCCAUCUGCCGGCUCAAGCGGCUGCCGUCGGGCGGCUACUCGUCCACGGAGGACCUGCAGUUGGUGCUGGAGCGGCGGCGCGUGGCCAACGCCAAGGAGCGCGAGCGGAUAAAAAAUCUCAACCGUGGUUUUGCCAAACUGAAGACGCUGGUGCCAUUUCUUCCCCAAAGCAGGAAGCCUAGCAAAGUUGAUAUCCUCAAAGGUGCAACUGAAUACAUACAAGUUCUCAGUGAUGUUUUGGAAGGAGCCAAAGACUCUGAGAAACAAGACCCAGAUCAUCAGAACUAUAGCAACAAUACUUCUGAACCACAUAUGUCCUUGGCUAGAGAGCUAUCGAGAAAUAUACCACACUCCGGUUGUGCUGUGGGCUUGAAGAAUGAGGAGGAAGGGUCCUGGGCAGAUGGCGGCAAUGGAUAGAUUCCCAGAAGUAGAACUGAGUCACAGGUUCCCUCAAGUAUGAAAAGUGAAAAGGCUGGCCCAGGGCUAUCUUCUACAAACAAAUAAAUGCAG
This is a messenger RNA of Balaenoptera ricei (Rice's whale), 618 nucleotides long. It is a transcript of the gene FIGLA, whose product is annotated as folliculogenesis specific bHLH transcription factor. Gene Ontology annotation, biological process: developmental process; regulation of transcription by RNA polymerase II. The transcript is spliced from 5 exons. Lineage: Eukaryota; Metazoa; Chordata; Mammalia; Artiodactyla; Balaenopteridae. The record is from RefSeq and is a predicted model, not a curated record. Gene Ontology annotation, molecular function: DNA-binding transcription factor activity, RNA polymerase II-specific; protein dimerization activity; RNA polymerase II transcription regulatory region sequence-specific DNA binding. The coding region runs from base 16 to 525 and encodes 169 amino acids.